Guillardia theta CCMP2712 is the source of this 2526-nucleotide messenger RNA. RefSeq lists its product as hypothetical. The transcript has 5 exons. NCBI's taxonomy places the organism in Eukaryota, Cryptophyceae, Pyrenomonadales, Geminigeraceae. Bases 1 to 2526 code for a protein of 841 amino acids. Gene Ontology annotation, molecular function: chromatin binding. The record is from RefSeq and is a predicted model, not a curated record.
AUGGAAGAAACUUUUGAGGGCCACGAGCUUGAAGCUCAAUUUUCUGAUGGCGCUUGGUAUGAUAUAAAGAUGAGAGCGGCCGACCCGUCAAGAGACAGGCGCGAGAUUUCCCAGAUGAGGAAGAGUGGGUUGAAGCAAGUCAUCUUCGACGACAGUCGCAACCGUCUUCCUGUAGGUUGGGUCGACGGUCUUGGCCCUCCACAGAUCUACCCGUUCAGAUCUAUUUUUCGAAGGACUGGACAAAUUCACAAAGUGUCUCUGGACGACGUCAACAAGAUCUCGACAGAGAGUCUUUCGAUCUCCUUCUUGAGGAGCCUCUGUAAGACUCAGGAGAGUGGUCGGCCACAAAGUAAAUCUCAAGUGGUGGAUUUUUGUGAGGGAGAUUUUGUACUGAUCGAGGGGCCUGACGAGGUCUGUUGGGUUGCCCAACUCAUGGAGCCAUACAGGGGAAAACUGAGCGACGAGAUUGAUGACGUGGACGAUGACGGACCUAUGGUUAGUGUGCGAUGGUUCUACAAACCAGGAGAACUUCCCAAGCAUGUCUUGAGAUCUUGUGGCGAUGUUGACUGGACUCACGAGGUUUUCGUGUCCCUUCAUCGCGAUAAGAUCGAUGGGAGGCUAAUCAUGGGCAAGUGCAGCUGCUGCUUCGGCUGGGAGAGACCAGAUGCAAACUUUGAGUGGAUGAAUGAUCAGCUGUUUUCUUACAGGACGUGGGACCCGAGCAAGAAGAGAGUAUCUACCUUCAAUUGUCCUCUGCUAGCAGAUGAGCUGCGACGUCAAAUCGAGUUAUGGAUCAGGAACUUCCCCUACCCCAGCGCCUGCCGCUCGUCUGAUACUGCAAGACGAACGUAUUUCGACCUUGACGGGAACGUGCGAUCGAGAUCGCCGGAAGAAGCCAAGAUGAAGCUCACUACCAUAGGAGGUGAUAAAAGCUCGAGGAGUGGACAUGAAGACGGUUUGGACGACAAGCCAAUCAAAGAGGAAAGGCAGAGGAAGCUACCCGCAGAUCAGAAUCGAGAUCGCUCGUACGAGAGAGAAGUAGAAGGAAAAUCUCCCAGUGGUAUUCAGAGCAGCUUACAGCGCACAGAGAACCCCUCAGGAAGCAACGUUACCGAGUCUGCUUCUCAAGAACCACGCGAAACGAAGAAGAAGCACAACCGACCAGGAAGCGCCGAACUAGCAGCUCUGCAGGAAGACAUCAGGAACUCCAAGAAGAUCAUCGUGGAGGAGGGGACGAAAAGACAUUGCAAGCUUCCAAACUUCUUCACUUUCGAUGAGCCGGCCCCCAAAAAACCAGCAAGACCGGCAGAAGUGAAUUCGAACCACUCGCUGAGGACCAAAGAUCAUAAUAAUCAUCGAGAUCAACUGCACAAAGAGCAGAGUCAGAGGGAUCAACAACCUUAUCCUAGUGAACCGUCUAAGACCAGGACAAGGUCGCAUGCUUCCGAAACAGCACCAGAAUCUCAACAAGCUGUCAAGACCGAACCAGACGACGAGACUGAGAGCCGGGCGAACAAGAAGCCCAAGAAAGACAAUAAGAGCGACUCUUCGAGAUCUGCCAGGUCGGACUCUGACGAAGCCAAGGAGGUGGAGCUUCCUCAUGCAGCAGGACAGUCAAGUGAAGUCGAGGGACAAGCAGAGAAUGGAGGGAGUGAGGAGGUGGCAAAGCAACCUGAGGAUGAAAGUGAAGAAGUACCAGCCCACCAUGUGAUUCGAAUCAAACUGCAUCGCAAAGAAGGAGACAAGCAGGAGACACACGCGGAUGACAGCCUGGAGGAAACCGACGGAGUUAUCCCGGCCAUGGCAAGGAAAGAAGAUGAGGAGAGAAGAGAUGAUGAUGAGGAUGUCAGGAUGGCGGAGGAUGGCGAAUCUCAACAAAUACUGAAGGACAGGAAGCACAAGAAGGACUCGAAGAAGAAAAAGUCAAAGAAGUCCAAGAGCAAGCGACGAGACCGCGAAGAUGAGGCUCCUUCGAGAAGGGUCCAGAGUCCGAAGAGCAUGGAGGACGACUUUGACAUGAUUGGAGAGCAUGGAGAGGAAAGGAGGUACGCUGAGGACGAGCAGGAUGUGAACGACAAAGGAGCCGUCAAUCUCUUCAUCCUCGAGGGCUUCAAGAUUGCGUGCAUGAAAUUCUUUCGUGAAAAUCAGCACAAGUCAGUCGCCUACUUCCUUCAUCAAAGCUCAUCAGACGUCUCGACUCGGAUCUCUUCCUCUGUCGGCAUUUCCCAUGGUUUCCGCAGCUCAAGUCUACAUGCGCAGUGCGCUCGCUUCCUCAAGAAUUUUUCGCGCGAGAAGAAGGUGAUCGCAGCCAUCAUUGUGGUGGAGGAGAAUGAUCUGCACUAUCCUCAUCUUCCUGAUCUGCACUGCUCCCCUCAAGACACGUAUGGCAGCGGCCUUGUCAUCCAGAUAGAGACUAAGGGCAUGAGGCGAGUGUGGCAUGUGUGCAGGCACGAGAAGAUCGUUCAGGACGUGAAGAUGCGGGAGCUCAGCCUCGACAAUGCCAUCAUGCCCUCCAUCCUCUUUUAA